GCUCACCCACGCUUGAUUGGAGAACAAUAUUUACAACAGAAUGGUCGCCAUUUUUAUUUCAAACGUAAUAUCGGAUAAUGUCAAUGGCGAAUUAUGUAUUGAACACAGAUUGAUCAUACAAAAUAGCAGCUCACUUUCUUCAAGCUGUGAUAUCAUAUCAACACCUGAGAUUUUUUUGUAGGAUCCGCGGUAUUUCUGAAUAUGAGGUGACCGAUAAUAACGGAGACAUCGUUAUUUCCCGAUUGGAGUUGCCAGACGAGUGCUGGUCGGCACUAAACUUUGAUGCUUAGAGAAAAGUUUUUUUUUUAAGGAUAAAAUUCCCACAUCAAAAUGGCCCGGGGUGUCAACGAAGAGCAAGAGAGUGGGGAAGAUGUCGAGUCGCAGGAUCACGAGGAAACGGAAAAGGGUUAUGGUUACACACAGCCGCUAAGUGGUUACUUGCUUGACACAAAGAUACUAACAAUCAACAUCAACGCACCUGAUAGGACAGAAGUUUCACAGGACCAUAAAGAAUUUCAGGAGCAGGAAAUCCGAGUCAAGCAUGAAUUGGAAGAGGAACCGGAAAAACAUCCCCUAAUUACUUCUUGGGAAUAUGAUGCUAAUAAAGACAACACCAUCCUUGAUCUCGUCCAAUCAAAGAUGCCUUUGACGGAAGUUCUGUAUUUUGUAGCUGAACAUUGCCCAAACUUGCGAGAUUUAAGGCUGCAUGCCAACGUACAAGUACCAGAGUUUGUAUCAAUAGGUGACCUUCAGAGCAGAUCCAAAGAUUUCGGCUACAAAAGUGAUGAAAAGGAUUUAUCUGAACUUCGAGUACACAUUCGCUUUCGUCAUCAAGAGACUUCUAUUCCAUUUUACGGUCUCUUGAUGAUAAUGUCACUCAUAUUUCCCAAUAUAUCUGAUCUUACAAUAUAUGGCGAAGACGAAACCGAGCUAAGGAUCUGGGAUUACUUGUACAGGCCAACUGUACCAAAAUUGCGCCUUCUCCCGGAAGUUCGUAAGCUGACGUUGAAGCAGUUUAUUGGAUCUAUUAGCCUGCUUAUGCUUUUGAACUUGGUAAUCUUACAUUUAUCAAAUCUCCCGUUACUUCGGAUAAUCAAAUGCAACGUAGAUCUUGAUGUUCAAGUGGGAAGUGAAAUCAUGAAAAAGAUCAGAUCUAAAUCAAAUCUGCGUCAUCUCGAAAUAAUUCCAGUAACUGACAUCCCUUUCACAUUCCUAUACGAGCUGGUAUUCAAGGUUUGCAAUAAUUGCUUGAACCUAAACAACUUCAUCGUGCAAAAUUGUAAAGCCAAACACAUAAGCUUUCAGUUAUUGAAAUGGACCAAGACAAAACAUGAACUGUAUUUGAAGCAAUCGUCACCCCUGAAGGAUUUCAAAGAUAUUAUGUCCAUUGUGAAGAAGUUCCCAUACAUACGUAAACUAGAAGCGGAUGAGUGUGGUUCAUUCGAAAGAUCAGAAAUUCUCGAAAUAGUAAAGACUUGUUCAAGUCUGCAAUAUUUGUCUUCUGUGGCAAAUGGCAAGAGAAGUACACUCGCCAUUUCUGAUCAGAAUCUGAUGAGAGAAUCCGCUUCAGAGCCAAUCAGCAAGUCAUUCGGCAGGCUGGGAGGGGAAUUAAUAUUUGAAAAGUACGGCAUUAUAUUGAAUGUUCCAGAAGGGGCAAUAGAGAGAGAAGGGGAGAUUGACAUUGGUCUCCAGGUGUUGACCAAUCCCCCAUCGACGCAUUUGCAAGGAGAUGAAAUGGUAUGCAGCUUUGGAUUCCGGUGUACCAUUCCUAAACUACCAGGCUUAAGGUUUGCAAAACCUGUCAAGGUAACAGUUCCGCAUUCUGCAAUCCUUGAGGUUCACCCUUCGGAAGUCCAUGUAGGAAUGUACAGCGGUGAACUGUGGCAUGAUACAGGAGAUGUACAUAAAGAUAUAAGUACAAUCUCUUACAAUUGGCCGUCAAAGGGGAGUCUUCCGAGGUGCGAGCUGGGAACAAACGAGAUAUCCGUCUUCAUUGAUCACUUUUCAUUUGGAUGGCCGGUCUUGAAGAUUCGCAAUCCCUUUAACUUGAAGAAGCACGUGAGAGGUAAGAUGAUGGGAUGCCUGCCCUUCGUACCAAAUCAGAUGCCUCCAACAAGAAAGCCAGUUUUACGGGUACAUCUCUUCGACCACCUUAAGGGCAAUCCUGAGGAGAUUCAAAAAGAAGAAUCGGAUUGUGAUUUCCAGAAGGCUCUUCCCAAGUUUUAUCUUCAUGUUAAAUCCAACCUAGAUGUGACAUAUCAAAUGGAUGGACGUAUGCCAGAGGAUAAAUCGAUGUAUACGGGGGCUAUUCUCUACAAAGACCUGAAGAAGGAUAUCAGUAACUUCGUUUCCCUUGCUCUGGAUUUCUCUAGACGUGAAGAACAUUAUGCAUUGGUCACUUUAUCAUUAACACAGGACCCUCAACAUGAUGAUGAAGAAAGACCAGAGAAAAGGCAAUGUUUCAACGUCAACUUUCGAGGUGACUCAAGAGAAAGUUCUUCCUCCGUUACCAGUCGGAGAAGAUCUAAUGACGAAUUUGACGAGAUAAUCCUUAAGCAAGUAGCGCGGGAACUUCAUCAGAGAGAAGAUAUCGACAACCUGGGGGAUAAACUGGGUAUUAGCGUACCAGAUAGAUGCCGGUUCAUUGAGCAAAACAGUACAAAUGGCGUUAAUUCAAGAGGCACCCUCGAUAUGCUAAGGACGUGGCGAUCAGGCGUUGAUAACUCAGAAAAAGAAUCGAUUCUUAGGGAUGCUCUACGCCGUGCAGGCCUGAUCAACCUACUAUCCAGGCUUUUUCCAGAGCUCGAAGAUGGGGCCGAACUACCAGAUCGUGAAGGGAAUACUGAUAGCACUUGAAACCUCUUCGGGCUUCGCCUAUACAUGUCCCAAAGAAUGUCAGUCACUUAAUGGAAAUUACACACGGUGAAGUUAAGGUGUAACAAAACGAAAUGUGAUUGCACGUCAAUUUGUCAAUUUAUUACAAACAUAGCCUUAUGUUCAUAUCUUAUAAAGGUCUCCAAAUAACGUUCAAAGAUGAGAACAUUUAUGGAAUGCCCGCGAUUAUUUAGAUCUCGUUGAAGAAGUGACUGUUCCUUCAAAUGAAACGUAUAGUGGCCGUGGAAUACAAUCAAAUAGCUAAAAAUAAUAUAAUAUAAUUGUAAAUGGAUAAUAUAGAUGUACAAGCAUCACAUAAAAUUAUGAUGAUAAUAAUAUAAGAUAAUGAUGUUCAGUUCUUUUGUUACAUAACUUACACAGCCAAGUAAGUUAUUAUGCACUUGUGAAACAAUAUAAUUACCGUAAGUACAAAUUGAGAAACAAAAUAAGUGAGUCAAGUGUGUUGGCGACUGAGUUACAUUGAUUUUUAAACAAAUUGAUUCCUAAAUGUUUCUAAAUCAUGCAUAUUCAUUAAAUGAUAUCGUAUUAUGAUCACUCAAUAAUGAAUGUAUUAUUCAUUGUGUGUAUACAUAUUGGUCGAUGUUUAUAAACAAUAAUAGAAAAUAAUAAUACUUGAGACUAGCAAUGGACCAAUACUUUGUUAAAACACUGUACUAGCGCAUGCAAUGCAUUAAUUCAUUUUAUUCAGAAUUUGACGAAUCUGUUCAAUUCGGUUAAUUUAACUUUGAUUGAAUUUGAUUGAAAUUCGCAUGAAUUACACCGAAUAAAAUUCGAUCAGACUCGAGUAAAAGAUAUUUAUUCUCAAUGUCACUUGAAUAAAAUUUAGAUUAAGAUUUAGUUUUUGUCUCACCUGCAUAGCAGAUUGAGACUAUAGGCACCGCUUUUCCGACGGCG
Messenger RNA from Lytechinus variegatus (green sea urchin), 3789 nucleotides. RefSeq lists its product as uncharacterized. NCBI's taxonomy places the organism in Eukaryota, Metazoa, Echinodermata, Echinoidea, Temnopleuroida, Toxopneustidae. Bases 331 to 2856 code for a protein of 841 amino acids. Gene Ontology annotation, cellular component: membrane. The record is from RefSeq and is a predicted model, not a curated record. Gene Ontology annotation, biological process: netrin-activated signaling pathway. The transcript is spliced from 9 exons. Gene Ontology annotation, molecular function: netrin receptor activity.